UGACAGUUCCAAGUCUGGAGGCAAAGUUUGACAUAAGACACAACUUUCAUAACGUAUGAGACCAUUUUAAAUAAAUAAAUGUUAUGGAACAUAAUUCUCAGACCCGGCUCACGUACUAUUACUAAGUCUUUUUUUAAUAAUAUCGCUAUUUUUAAAAUGCCUUUCUAUGCUGUAGCGAAGGGACGCACAGCUGGAAUUUAUAUGACAUGGCCGGAUUGCGAAGCACAAGUAAAAGGUUUUCCAGGUGCGAGAUACAAAAAAUUUGAUUCUGUCGUUGCUGCCCAGGAGUUCAUUACGACACAGGGUAACAAUAAAGAUAAGUCUAGUAAAGUCAAACAAAACGUCCCGUCUAGUUCUCCCAAAAAUAACACUAACCUCAAAAGAAAUUUCUCUACUUCUGCAACCCAUCAAAACAAUGACGAUAUUCCGAAGAAAAAAUCAAAAUCGAAUCGGAAAUCUAAAAGCAGCAAAGAUUCAGAUUCAGAGAUGUCGGAUGAUUUGAAUGAUAUAUUAAUCAAACAGAUGAAUGACAUUGAAAAAAGGUUGAAGGGUUUUGGAAAAGGCGUCGAUAAAAUUAUUAAGAAGAGCGCUAAAGGUGAACGUAAAAGUAUACUGAUUGAACCACAGGGUAUGCAAGGUUCGGGUGAUAAUUCAGAAGAUUUUAAAUUGGAUGAAGAUGGUUAUGUUCAAGUGUUCACUGACGGAGCUUGUUCAUCAAACGGGAAGAACGGUGCCCGAGCUGGUCUCGGAGUGUUCUGGGCUGAGGGGCACCCUUUAAAUAUUAGUAAACCAGUCUCUGGACGAGCCACAAAUAAUUGCGGAGAAAUCCAGGCAGCUACAGAGGCUAUAAGAACUGCAGUAGACAAUGGAAUUACCAAACUGGCCAUAAAUACUGACUCCAAAUUUCUUAUAAAUUCAGUUACAAAGUGGAUUUCAGGUUGGAAGAGAAAAGGGUGGAAACUAGCAUCAGGGGAGCCGGUGAAAAAUGAAAAAGACUUCAAAGAGUUAGAUAGUAUUCAGAACAAAAUUGACAUUAAAUGGAUCUAUGUUGAAGCACAUCGAGGCAUACACGGAAACGAAAUGGCCGAUCAGCUGGCCAAGGCUGGAGCUGCUAUGUAUAAUAAAUAAUAUUACUUUAUACUUAUAAAUAAUUAAGAAUAAACUAUAUAAGUGAAUGAUUUGUUAAAUAACAAACUUGCAUCCUUUCUUCACUUUAAUAACCAAAUAUUCUUUCUAUUCUCUUUCAAUGAUAACUCGCUACUGUUAUAUUUCAGUAUUCUAUUUAAUUUAUCUUGUACACUGACAUUUUUAACUGUGAUAUAAAUAUAAUUUAAGAUUUUCUUUAAAAUAAACAAAUGUCACUGUAA
Danaus plexippus (monarch butterfly) is the source of this 1367-nucleotide messenger RNA. It is a transcript of the gene rnh1, whose product is annotated as ribonuclease H1. Gene Ontology annotation, molecular function: nucleic acid binding; RNA-DNA hybrid ribonuclease activity; magnesium ion binding. The transcript is spliced from 2 exons. The record is from RefSeq and is a predicted model, not a curated record. NCBI's taxonomy places the organism in Eukaryota, Metazoa, Arthropoda, Insecta, Lepidoptera, Nymphalidae. Gene Ontology annotation, biological process: DNA replication, removal of RNA primer. Bases 79 to 1128 code for a protein of 349 amino acids.